CCCAUUUUACCCUUCACGAUUCUUCUAAAUUGCGUCUCUCCCCCUCCUCUGUUCUUCCCAAAGUCAAGCUCUCACCACUGUUUCUCUUCCAUAGAGCUCUGCAUCAAUGGCAUCUUCAAUCGCUCAGAUCUCUUUCUACCUUCUAAUUCUAACCUUUUUCUCAGAAACCCAUUUCGGUCUAUCCCUCAGAGACCUCAAAUCCGAUCCUAACCGUCCAUCCACCACAGCCCAAUCAAUUACAGACGUUCAUGACCUCCUCCCCAAGUACGGCCUCCCAAAGGGUCUGUUACCAGACAACGUAAAUUCCUACACUCUCUCUGAAGAUGGCAGCUUUGAGAUCUAUCUUGAAAGCCCAUGUUACGUGCACUUUGAUCAGUUGGUGUACUACAACAAGAACAUUAAAGGGAAACUGAGUUACGGGUCAGUGUCUGAUGUGUCUGGGAUUCAAGCGAAGAAGCUUUUCAUUUGGGUCUCUGUGACUGGGAUUCAGGUUGAUCAAGGAUCCGACUCCGUUGAGUUUUAUGUUGGAGCUUUGUCUGAGAAACUGCCUGCUAAACAGUUUGAGGAUAUUCCUGUAUGUAAAAGCAAGGCCUGCCAAGGAACUUAUGUAGACUCAAUCUGAGGAGCAAAACGCACAAGGAACUCACUGCAUGGAAGAAGAAUACAGUCGGCAGAUCUUUCGUUCUCUUCUUGCAGUCAUUUUAUGCUUCUUAUUGUUGCUUUUUCAAGUUGCGUCCAUACAAGUAGCCAAUAUAAGCAAAUAAAUGUGCAUAUGAAUUCUUGUCAGUAGUUAAAACACACAGAGAGAGAGAGAGAGAGAGAGAGAGAGAGAGAGAUUGGUGUUAUCUCUGUGUCACAACUACGGGCACUGAUGUAAACCUUGUGAGUAAUGAGUAAAUAUAUAAUGUAAAUUUCAUGCUUGUCAAUAAAUUAUUUUGUCAAUC
This is a messenger RNA of Prunus persica (peach), 944 nucleotides long. RefSeq lists its product as uncharacterized. The transcript has 2 exons. The record is from RefSeq and is a predicted model, not a curated record. NCBI's taxonomy places the organism in Eukaryota, Viridiplantae, Streptophyta, Magnoliopsida, Rosales, Rosaceae. Bases 107 to 622 code for a protein of 171 amino acids.